AUGGCGGAGCACCAAAGUCAGGCCUCGUCUGUGAGGAAAUCUACAGGAUGCUCAGCCGAGUCCACAACUCAACCUGACAUCAAACUGGCCUGUGUGUAUCACCACGGGACAGUUGAUCUCUGUUCAGAGCCGUAUGACGGCUGUUUUCUCUGCUUUCAUCUACCUGUCAACGCUUUUUCUUCACUGGACUCAUGCGUGGUAGAGGAUAACAUGUCACACCCUCACCCAGGCUGUAACACUCUGGCCAGUGUGGACAAAACCACCAACGAAAUGAUUCAAUAUUCGUCAGAUUCCAUGUCCUUCACCAAUACCGCUGAUCUUUGCGACGACCUUCGCUUCAUCAUAGGCAUGCCAGAAAUGUGCGACGUCAAAUUUCUUGUUGGUCGCGAGAAAACGCCAGUCCACGCCGUCAAGGCUAUCCUAGCAACGAGAAGCAGAGAGUUCUACAAGAUGAUAUUAACCAAUCAAAGAACGGCUUCUUCCCGUGCACUUGAAACACCGAAAAAGCAAAACACCUUUUUGAACAAGCUGAAAAAAUUACGACGGAGAAGUGCUCCGCCCACUACCCAACCUGUAACAUCCGCUUCCGGUCACCUGAUUAUCGAUAUUGACGACUUCGACGCGGAGACGUUCCAACGUGUCAUGAACGCAGCUGAUUCCUAUGGACUGGAAGACCUUCGUUCGGCCUGCUUUGAGUUUGCCAGCAAACUAAUUGACAUCAAAUCCGUCCUACAGCUGCUGACGUCAUCGGAGAAAUACGUCAGCUUCCGAUGGACCAAAUACAUAAAAGCUGAGAUUUUGGAGUUCAUCGCUGAAAAAGCUCAAGACGUGCUGAAGCAUCCAGACUUCGAAAAUUUAUCGAAACAAUCAGCCGUUUCAAUUUUCUUAAGACCAGAGCUAAGAGCUACGGAGGAAACGAAAUGGGAUGCAGCUCUUCGUUGGAGCAGAAACUACUGUAAUAAACGCGAAAUGAAUUUGUUUCGAAGCACAAUCAAGAUCUUUACACCCAGGAUCAACUUUAACGACAUUCCUUUGGAUAAACUGACCAGAGAAAUUCGCCCACUAUCUAUUCUACCCUCAGCCCUCAUUGACCGAGCAAUUGCGCAUCAGGGCUCACCUCGAAUCGUGAUUGGUCAAGAGCGGACCCCAUUUACAGCCCCACAGAAGCCUCCAAGACGACGCACCAACGUCCGCAGAUCUCUGCCAUUGCACGUUGAACCCCGCAGUACGCAUGUGCAGAAGAGAAAAUCACCCACUUUCCCAUCAUCCGAAUCAUGCGACAGUGGAAUGGCAUCAUCACUGGAUGACUCUUCGUAG
This is a messenger RNA of Liolophura sinensis, 1317 nucleotides long. RefSeq names its product serine-enriched protein-like. Lineage: Eukaryota; Metazoa; Mollusca; Polyplacophora; Chitonida; Chitonidae. Gene Ontology annotation, molecular function: protein binding. The record is from RefSeq and is a predicted model, not a curated record. Bases 1 to 1317 code for a protein of 438 amino acids. The transcript has 5 exons.